Molecule: messenger RNA, 2413 nt
Organism: Petromyzon marinus (sea lamprey)
Lineage: Eukaryota; Metazoa; Chordata; Hyperoartia; Petromyzontiformes; Petromyzontidae
Product: DNA-directed RNA polymerases I and III subunit RPAC2-like
Biological process (GO): transcription elongation by RNA polymerase I; transcription by RNA polymerase III
Cellular component (GO): RNA polymerase III complex; RNA polymerase I complex
Molecular function (GO): protein dimerization activity; DNA binding
Source: RefSeq, a predicted model, not a curated record
CGGUGAGAUGACGUCAUCACAAAUCAACACGUCACCGCGCUGCCGCGACGUCACCGGCGCGAGCCCCCACAAUCCCGUGCGCGAGCGAGCAUGGAGGGCGGCGUGGAGGGAAGGCAGCGAUGCCUCUCAGCGAUACAGUCGGAUGUGGACGACGACACGUGCGUCACGUUCGUGUUGAAUGGCGAGGACCACACUCUGGGCAACCCGCUGCGCUACAUGGUCAUGAAGAACCCUGACGUGGACUUCUGCGGUUAUAGCGUGACACAUCCGUCGGAGGAUAAAAUCAACUUUCGAAUUCAGACACGAGGGAUCCCAGCUGUCGAUACGUUCCGAAGGGGCUUGUGUGAACUGACGACAGUUUGUGAGCACAUACUUGCCGCGUUUGAGGCGAGUGUGAACACCUACAACACAAGUCACGGCAUUGCGGGCCCCAUGGAUCAGUCGUGAUAACAACGCGCAUUAAGCUGUUAUUGUGUCACGUGUAGUGUUGCCCUGUGUGUUCACAUCUACUUUUUCGUACGUUGUUGAAUUUGUUUCAAAAUAGAAUUUUUUUUGCAAGAACUUUUAAAAUGUUCUCCUAAAAUAAAGUACGAGCAAAGAUAUUUGUUAUUUUAGCAGAUGCUAUGCGAAGUUCAAAGCUAACCAUCGCCAACAGUUUUAUUCCAAACAUUUACAAAAUAAAAUCUUCUCCGUUUGAGGCUGGUUGACCCCCUCUAUACCAGUAACAUCUCACUCACAAUCUGUUAAGCACAAAUAUCUCUAUUAUAAACAUGUCAAAAUUAAAAUGACCAGUGUUUUCACUGCACAUCAGAUAUGGCAAAUGCAGUUAAAUUAGCACGUCAAUUUUUUCAUGCAGUUCCAGGAUAGCAAUAAAACAUCUUUGUCCGGUGUCCUUUUCCCAGUCACCUAACACUGAAUGAAGCUCUGUAAAACCUUCCUUUGGCACUUUAGCGUUGCGUGACUGUGGGGUCUUAAAUCAUGGGGAAACGAGUGAUGUUUGUAAGCACGUAAUUUACCUUCAAGGCCUAUUUAGCCAAGCCAGGACACAAACUGAAUGUGCUCUUAGUCUUUUUUUCAUGUCCUAGGGGUAAUUAAAGCUACAUAACGCAGCUACUUAGGAGUGUUCUGUUUGCAGCAUUGGCUGCAACUUCGCAAGAGAAUUUCAAAUAAAUGUUGAUAAUCUGGGUGAGUUUUGAGGCUUUAAUACUGACCUGCAAAAGCUUUUGUGAAAAAAAAAUGUUGAUGCAUUAUCCAUGGGCGUUCAGCAUUUCACUGACCGCAGUUGCAAAGAAUGAGGGUUCUGGUGCAGGACUUUUUUUUAAUUCGAACCAUUUUUCUUGGAUGACUCUGGUAUGUAGUGUGGCUGCUGUGCAGCUCAUUGUGAGACAAACAACUCCGCAUGUGAUGGUUAAUGACACCAAAGACCACUCUGUUGCGCUGCCAAGUCUGCAUGGGUGGCGACCGCGAGCGUCUGUGUGAGGUCCAAGCAGCCACUACAUGGCAGCAGGGCCCCAUCUUAUAGCCCGGGGAAAGAACCUGUAACUUAGAUGCAGUGUAAACAGCAAUAAAUAAAUAGCUUAAAUCAGCCAAAACUUAUUUGUUAAAUUGUGUCUUGUUGCCAAGUUGAUUUUUUUUGCGAUGUAGGCCUCCACUAGUAAUGGUCCCAUGUGAUCUAGUUCAACUUAUAAGACCAUUUUACUCCUCACCCGCACAACCUAAUCCCCUCGUUACCAACCAAUCGCCAGCAACCUUGUAGGUCAGAGCAGCCUCUUACCGUGCGAUUGUCUUUUGGUUUUUUAGCAGAUGACAUGGAAAUUGGAUUUCAGAUGAGUUUAAGCAGAGUUGGAAAACACGUGAUUUGCAUUUGAUUGAAAAGGACACAUGAAGGUGACCAGUGUUGAGAGAUGCCUCGAUGUUGCUCUGUCUGGAGCUCAGCGGGGGCUGCAGUGGGUAAAUGCUCAAUCUGGCCACCCUCCAGCAACGAUGGGCUUUGGGUCCUGAGCAGAUGGCAGCGUUCUAGCUAACGUGGACGAAAAGCAUUGCCACAUGGGGGAGCUGCGUUUCAUUUGUAAGGAAAACAUGAGUGAACGUAAUGAAGGCCUUACUUUUAUUGGCUGAUCAGCUUGCUCCUUGUCAAGUCAAGCAAGCUUGCUCGGUACACCACCAUGGAAUAAUAUUGAUAAGUUCCACGAGGCCGGCUUGCAAUUAAUGAAGCAUUGCGUCACAGUUUGCCUCCGGCUAACGCCUUUGAGGGUUUUUGUCUUGUGUGGACGUUCUGUCAAUGCUGACGCGGGUGCUGUAGUUGGACGCUGAUGGGUUGUGACAGUCGGAGGGGGGGGAUCCCAUGUCUUUCUCUGCUACUUUACGGCCAACUUUGGGCCUGAAUAAAUAUUUCCUCAAAUUGUACAGAUAA